AUGGGAAGAGAAGACCAAGUUGAGGAGAGGGAGGUCCUCGAUAGUAUUUUCCCCGAGGAAAUUUAUGAUAUAUCCGAGACCGAAUAUCGAGUUUCCGUUCUACUCGAUGUUAUAAACGCAGAUGGCGAUGAAUCGGAGCCUCCUACUAUGCUUCUUCAAGUCAAAUACCCAGAAGAAUACCCUGAAGUGCCACCCAUUCUAGAUAUACUUCCAACACCGAAUGCGCCCAAUCAUCCAUAUUUCAGUGUCGCAACUGAUAAAGAAGUGCUUCUUGAUGGAUUAACCGAGACAAUCGAGGAGAAUAUGGGGAUGGCCAUGGUGUUUACAUUGAUAUCUACUUUAAAAGAAAAUGCGGAACAACUUAUUGUGCAAAGACAAGAAGCGAAGGAAAAGGAACAAGAGCAGAAGAUGUUAGCAGUAGAGGCCGAGGAAAAUAAAAAGUUCCAUGGAGAGCCGGUUACUAGAGAGUCUUUUAUGAAGUGGAGGGAGGGUUUCCAGCAGGAGAUGGAGGAGAUCAAGGUGAAAGAGGAAGCGGAUGAAGAAGCGGCGGAGAAAAAGAAGAAUAGAGGAAAGGAAACUAUUGUUGCGAUUACUGGUAGACAACUUUGGGAGAGAGGUAUGGUUGGGAAGGUUGAGGAGGACGAGGACUAUGAUGAUGUGCCUGUUGAGGGUGUGGAUAAGCUCAAGGUUGAGGCAUGA
Messenger RNA from Sclerotinia borealis F-4128, 699 nucleotides. The record is from the annotation of a GenBank genome assembly. Lineage: Eukaryota; Fungi; Ascomycota; Leotiomycetes; Helotiales; Sclerotiniaceae.